UUUUGGGUUUCAAUUCUAAAGAGAGGGAAGUGUAUAAAUCGGUGCUGCUUUUCAACCAACAAUGUCCAAAGAGAUAAUAGAGAAACUGCAGCUCUGCCCUGAUGAACCAGAGGAUGCUGACUGCUACUCAGAGUCCGUGAAAUUCGAUGCACGCUCAAUGACAGCAUCACUUCCUCCCAAUCCUAAAAAUGGCUCUUCCCUUCAGGAGAAAUUGAAGUCCUUCAAAGCCGCUCUACUCGCCCUCUACCUUCUUGUGUUUGCUGUCAUCAUACCUGUCCUCGGGAUAGUGACAGCUCACAUAAUGAAUUGGGAAAGGAAGAGCUGCUUAGUUGGUUCACCUAACACAAGUGAUACAUCCCAAAGCCUGAUUGGCAAAGAAAAUGCCAGUAAAGCUGAAAUGAGACUCACAGUUGUCAUGGAACACAUGAAGGAGAUGGAGAAGAGAGUCCAAAGCCUUGCAGACUCAGAAGCCAACGUCAUAGAUGCAGAACGCUUCCAGAACUUCAGUGUGACAACCGACCAGAGUCUAAGUGAUGUUCUUCUGAAGUUAAGUUCCUUGAUUUCGUCAGUCCAGGAACAUGGAAACUUGCUAGAUGAAAUCACCAAGUCCUUGCAGCAUCUGAAUACCACACAGCUUUAUGUCCAGAUGCGUACAGAAACACUGGAUCACAAUGUCCGUGAGCUCACAGCCAAGCAACAGGAGAACAUCAGUAAAUUAGAGGAACGUGUAUACAAAGUAUCAGCAGAAAUCCAGUCUGUGAAAGAAGAACAAGAGCAUGUGGAACAGGAAGUAAAACAGGAAGUGAAAGUACUGAAUAACAUCACUAACGACCUGAGACUAAAGGACUGGGAACACUCACAGACACUGAAAAAUAUCACCAUAAUUCAAGGGCCUCCUGGACCCCCAGGUGAAAAAGGAGAUAGAGGACUUACUGGAGAAAUUGGUCCACCUGGUUUUCCAGGUUUAAGAGGUCCUCCAGGUCCUAAAGGUGAUCCGGGACUACCUGGCUUGUCGGGAAACCGAGGAUACCCAGGGCAGCCAGGAAAGGCGGGGAGGUCAGGAUCUCCUGGACCUAAAGGCCAAAAGGGAGAAAAAGGGAGUGGAGGCUCAUCAACUCCUCUUAAGACGGUUCGACUGGUUGGCGGUAGUGGACCUCAUGAGGGCAGAGUGGAGGUCUUCCGCCAAGGCCGCUGGGGUACAGUCUGUGAUGAUCACUGGGAUAUACGUGCCGGAGAAGUAGUCUGCCGGAGCCUGGGAUAUAAAGAUGUUCUAGCUGUGCACAAGAGAGCUCACUUUGGACAAGGUACUGGUCCAAUAUGGCUGAAUGAAGUGAUGUGUUUUGGGAGAGAAUCAUCUAUUGAAAACUGUAAAAUCAGGCAAUGGGGCGUGUCCGUCUGUUCACACACAGAAGAUGCUGGAGUCACUUGUACCAAAUAGUGUAUCAUAUUUUUACUCACAUUUAUGAAACUGAUGUUGUCAAAUUACUUUUGUUGCCCUACUCCACUAGAAUAAUUUUAAUGGGUUCACAAUAUUGGUAAAAG
This is a messenger RNA of Acomys russatus (golden spiny mouse), 1542 nucleotides long. It is a transcript of the gene Msr1, whose product is annotated as macrophage scavenger receptor 1. The transcript is spliced from 10 exons. Bases 62 to 1438 code for a protein of 458 amino acids. Gene Ontology annotation, biological process: receptor-mediated endocytosis. Gene Ontology annotation, cellular component: membrane. The record is from RefSeq and is a predicted model, not a curated record. Gene Ontology annotation, molecular function: scavenger receptor activity. Lineage: Eukaryota; Metazoa; Chordata; Mammalia; Rodentia; Muridae.